CCCCUCUCCGUCACCCUCCCCCCUCUCUAUCCCUGUCUGGUGUGGAUCUGAAGCAUCGAUUCAUAAUCACUGCGCGUAUAAGUUUGCGAGCCAGGAGGACCAUGUGAAUUAGCUGAAGAUUCCAGAAGAAGACAAUAAAACUAGGGGCAUAUGAUAUACUUUUAGUGAACAUGUGCAAUCAAUCCCUAACAUAGUCGUUGAAAAGUUGAAGAUGCACCAAAGUUUGCGGGUUUUGUGUUUUCUUUAGAGUCUUAGCAAAAAUGAAAGGAGGAAAUUCCCAUAGAUUGAAGGGAAGACAUCUCUCCCUUUCCCUAGUUGCUCUCUUUCUCACAACUAUAUUACUCUGGGCCUGGGAGAAGAGACCUUUCAUCACAAGCAUGCAACUGGCUCAAAAUCAAUUUGUGAUGCCCUCUUCAGAUUUUGUUGAGGAUGCCCAAAAAGAGUCCUUGUUGAAUUUGAAGAAGCACGUGGAGGAUGUAAAUUCGGAUUCAAUUACUACUGAAGAAGCAAAAGAAUCUUUAGAAAAUUCUAGUACUGUAGCAAUGACAAAUACAUUCCCUUCAGAAAGGAAAGAUGAUGAUGGUGUUUUGACAAUCUCUUCCAAAUCGAAAGGCUGUAAUUAUGCCAAGGGUAGAUGGGUUGCGGACAGCAGGCGACCGCUAUAUUCUGGUUUUGGAUGUAAGCAGUGGUUAUCAGAAAUGUGGGCAUGUAGACUGACCCAACGAACAGACUUCUCUUAUGAGGGAUAUCGAUGGCAACCAAAUGAGUGCAGAAUGCCAGAUUUUGAUCGGGUUCAAUUCUUGAGAAAGAUGCAGGGAAAAACAAUUGCAUUUAUAGGAGAUUCAUUGGGAAGGCAGCAAUUCCAGUCCAUGAUGUGUAUGGCCACUGGAGGGGAAGAAAGCCCUGAAACUGAAGAUGUAGGAAGAGAAUUUGGCUUAGUCAAACAUCAUGGAGCGAUACGCCCUGAUGGAUGGGCUUAUCGGUUCCCAAGCACCAAUACCACCAUUUUAUAUUACUGGUCAGCAAGCCUUGCUGACUUAGAGCCUUCAACUAUAGAAGACCGAGCCAGUGAUGUUGCCAUGCAUUUGGAUCGUCCACCUGCUUUCAUGAGGCAAUUCCUCAAUCGGUUUGAUGUCUUAGUUCUUAAUACAGGGCAUCACUGGAAUAGAGGAAAGAUUAAUGCAAACCAUUGGGUGAUGUAUGUAAAUGGGCAGCCUGUUGUUGAUAGAAAACUAUUGCAGAUUGGGAAUGCCAAGUACUUUACAGUUCAUAGUGUUGUCAAGUGGCUUGAUUCACAACUGCCAUUGCAUCCUCGACUUAAAGCUUUCUUCAGGACCAUUUCACCUAGGCAUUUCCUUAACGGGGACUGGAACACAGGGGGCAGCUGCGAUAAUACCAAGCUGUUAACCAAAGGGAGUGAAAUUUUGCAAGAUGAAUCAAGUGAUACAGUCGUUGAGGAUGCUGUCAAGGGUACGAGAGUAAAGAUUUUGGACAUAACUGCUCUCUCUGAACUGAGAGAUGAGGGUCACAUAUCUCGCUACAGCGUUAAGGCAAGUCAGGGUGUAAAUGACUGCCUGCAUUGGUGCCUACCCGGCGUUCCAGAUACAUGGAAUGAACUUCUAAUUGCACAGAUAUAGGGUCUUACCAACUAUCUCCAAAGGUUUUCUAGGAGAUGCAGAGACCAUCUGCAAUUCGUUUGGUCUGCAAAGACUGCUGCCUGAUAGGUAACUUUCCACAUUUUAUUUUACUUAAUCAGAUAAUAGUCAAAGCGCCUAGUUCUUAUCCAUUUGUUAAACUUGCAUGGAGAUGAAGGAAGAAUUCUUUAAUAGUGACUAGAGAUCGCAUAGGAUUUGGAACAAUGAAUUUGUCAGAAGAACGGUAGUAUUCUAAGAAAUUCUUGACAAAUCUAUGGUUGCUGUGUCAAAGUGUGGCCUUGUAUGUAUUUUAUUACUGUUAUUGAUAUAUAAAAUCGACAAUAGCCGCACGGAUUCCCAAUUUUUUGCA
Molecule: messenger RNA, 2004 nt
Organism: Tripterygium wilfordii
Lineage: Eukaryota; Viridiplantae; Streptophyta; Magnoliopsida; Celastrales; Celastraceae
Product: protein trichome birefringence-like 14
Exons: 5
Coding region: 261-1637 (458 amino acids)
Biological process (GO): plant-type secondary cell wall biogenesis; xyloglucan metabolic process; xylan biosynthetic process
Cellular component (GO): Golgi apparatus
Molecular function (GO): acetyltransferase activity
Source: RefSeq, a predicted model, not a curated record